UAUGCUGUUGAGUAACAUCAUUAAGUACAUCUCCCAACUUAGGUCCACUUUGUGUUCCCUACUCCAUACCCUUUCCCUUCCUCUCUCACCCUUUUGAAUUCAGAGCAAAACUGUUGCUACAACAACAUGAAAAUGUAUAGUUGCAGUAGGUUAAUGACCCUUUGGUUUGUGAUAUCUGUUGCACUUUGUUUCAAUGCCAGAAACUCAGUUUCAGCUUCAAAGCAGUGUAAUUUCCCUGCAAUCUUCAACUUUGGUGACUCCAAUUCUGACACUGGAGGCCUCUCUGCUGCCUUCGGACAACCUGGUCCUCCCCAAGGAAUGUCCUACUUCCACCACCCUGCUGGCCGUUACUGUGAUGGCCGUCUCAUUGUUGAUUUCAUAGCUAAGAAGCUGGGUCUGCCUUACUUGAAUGCAUUUCUUGAUUCUGUUGGGUCAAAUUAUAGCCAUGGAGCGAACUUUGCAACUGCUGGAUCCACCAUUAGACCUCAGAACACAACCCUUCAUCAAAGUGGAGGCUUCAGCCCUUUCUCUCUGGACGUUCAAUUCAAUCAAUUCAGCGAUUUCCAACGCAGAACCCAAAUUUUUCGCAACAAAGGUGGAGUAUACAAAACAUUGUUACCAAAACCAGAAUACUUUUCUCAAGCAUUGUACACGUUUGAUAUUGGUCAAAAUGACUUGGCAUCUGGUUACUUCCACAACAUGUCCACGGAUCAAGUUAGAGCAUAUGUUCCAGAUGUUUUGGAUCAAUUCAAGAACGUAAUCAAGUAUGUAUAUAAUCAUGGAGGAAGGUCAUUUUGGGUUCACAAUACGGGUCCUGUUGGUUGUUUGCCAUACAUAAUGGAUCUUCACCCAGUGAAACGGUCAUUAGUGGACAAAGCAGGAUGUGCAACCCCUUACAAUGAAGUGGCCAAGUUCUUCAAUCGUGAACUGAAAAAGGUUGUGGUUCAACUCAGAAAAGAGCUUCCCCUGGCUGCCAUCACUUAUGUUGAUGUUUACGCUGUGAAGUACUCUCUCAUUAGUCAUCCGAAGAAGCAUGGUUUUGAGGAACCAUUGAGAGCAUGUUGUGGACAUGGUGGAAAGUACAACUACAAUUUGCACAUGGGGUGUGGUGCUAAGAUCAAGCAUGGUGGGAAAGAGAUUCUGGUGGCGAAGCCAUGCAAGGAUCCAUCUGUUUGGGUUAAUUGGGAUGGCGUUCAUUACACUCAGGCUGCAAACGAAAGGGUGCUUGAACAGAUUGUUGAUGGUGCAUUUUCUGAUCCACCCAUUCCUUUGAACAUGGCUUGUCAUAGGAAUCUUUGAAUGAAAGGGUGCUAAUAUCUUGUCCUUUUUUCUUUGUAUCUUUUGAAAAUUAUUCAAUAAAAAAUGGUAAAUUAUCUAAUUGAUUAUUAUGAUA
Molecule: messenger RNA, 1393 nt
Organism: Vigna radiata var. radiata (mung bean)
Lineage: Eukaryota; Viridiplantae; Streptophyta; Magnoliopsida; Fabales; Fabaceae
Product: GDSL esterase/lipase At3g26430
Exons: 5
Coding region: 127-1299 (390 amino acids)
Molecular function (GO): hydrolase activity, acting on ester bonds
Source: RefSeq, a predicted model, not a curated record